AUGGAUUUGGGAGGACAAGUAGACGCCGCUUACUUCGACCUUAAAAAGGCAUUUGAUGUUGUGGAUAAUGACAUAUUAUUACAGAAACUGGCAGCUUCAGGCUUUACGCCCAAACUUCUGCAAUUUUCUGCGAGUUACUUGGGAAGUGGCGAGCAGUCGCAACAUUUUUUGGACCCAAACGACGAGGAGAACAACGCUGGAUACAAUUUUAGAGAGUUGUCUGGAGCAGUGUGUACAUAUAAAAUAGUCCAAAUGACAGGUGAAGAGGCUACCAAUACCAUUACAACACACUCUCCAUCCAAUGGUAUAUCAAAUGCAGAAUACUUCGUCAUAGGAGAGCCCGCUGACGUGUUUGGAACGACAGCAACACAGAAAAAAAUUAUUCGGAAAAAUCCUUUACAGGCCAAAGCUGUUACAGCAAAAAAGCGCGACGACAAACGACGAGCAACGCAUAAUGAAGUAGAAAGGCGUCGUCGAGAUAAAAUCAACAGCUGGAUUACCAAAUUAGCUGCUAUGGUACCCAAUUCCGGUCUUCCAGAUACCGCAAGUAAAGGAGGUAUACUGGCUAAGGCAUGUGACCACAUUGCUGAGUUAACAGAAAAACAAAAGAGAUUAGAAAAAUUGGAAGUGGACAAUGAAAAACAUGUGCUGGAGAUUUUGAGACUCAACCAGGAGAUAGCAGAGUUACGGAAGGAAAACUCUGCAAUGAGAUGCCAGCUCGCCGACAACUGUAUAGUAGUGAACCAAAGGUCAAAAACUCAAAAAUCUUAGCUGAUCGUAGGAACUGUGUAAUAACAAAGGUGCUGAGUGAAGUGUGGUGUGUGGUUGUGCCCUCACAUUGGCUUAUGAAUGAAAAACAGGUAUGUUAUAGUAUAAAAUGAACAAUGUACCCCUUUGACAUCACAGAUUUUGUUAAUUUAUGUUGUAAGAAUCAUUUUGUGUUCAAUAGUAUGUGAACUGAUAUUAUAUGUAUAUUCAGAAUCUACCCUUUGCCGCGUUUCAAUGAAGGCAUUGCCGCAAGUGCGGGCGUAGCUCAUCAAUAUCACUUUAAGUUAUGAAUGAGUAGGUGCUGCCCCCUGAUAGCACUAUAAACGUAAACGCUCUGCAUCUGCGCCCAGCUCUUGUUGUGCAUGGCCUUAAUUCAACCGGCGGACCGAUUACUUGCUUAAAUAUACGAACUAACUUUUCAGUAUUGCAAGCUUACAUGCUGUGAUACAUAACCUCUCAAUUUUUUUCACCAAUGUGACCUUUACCUGUAACUGUAUGGCCUAUUCGCCGCAUUUAUAAACCAUAUAAACGCUAAUACAUAUUUUUAUUUUAUUCGUAAAUAAAUAUACCUUCCGCCUUAUCAAUUGAAAAUCAGAUGUUUGAUAUGUUCUGUCAACUAGUAAAAAUAAAUUUUACUUUAGAACCUGAAGUAUCAUUGUUAUUGGUUACAGCAUAAAUUGUAUAAUUUGAAAUAUGUAUUGUUGUUAAGUGUCUGUAAUCUAUUGAACGAGGCACUAAGAAAUACCUAGUUGCGCCUAAGUAAGUUUUGCAAUAAGCAUAUUUUGUAAGAUUAUUAUUGAUAGAGGUGAGAAUAUUGUUAUACACAUUGACCAUGAGAGGGUCUACUUUACAAUUAAAAACUAAUCUAAAUGUUAUUACUCAGACAAAUUAGUUUUAAAUCUUUACCGUUGUAGAAAUUAAUAGAACUUUUCAACUAUCGUCAUUACAAAUAUUAUUACCAUAGUAGAAUUAGAACCAGUAUGGUAACUCCACACAAGCAUCGC
This is a messenger RNA of Hyposmocoma kahamanoa, 1772 nucleotides long. It is a transcript of the gene Usf, whose product is annotated as upstream stimulatory factor 2. Gene Ontology annotation, biological process: regulation of transcription by RNA polymerase II. The transcript is spliced from 6 exons. The record is from RefSeq and is a predicted model, not a curated record. Lineage: Eukaryota; Metazoa; Arthropoda; Insecta; Lepidoptera; Cosmopterigidae. Bases 1 to 771 code for a protein of 256 amino acids. Gene Ontology annotation, molecular function: DNA-binding transcription factor activity, RNA polymerase II-specific; protein dimerization activity; RNA polymerase II cis-regulatory region sequence-specific DNA binding.